AUGGGCACAAACGACCUGGCUUCACAUCCGGUGGCCAAGGUUCAGGAUGUCAUUGGCGCAUUUCGUCCCACACGCCUCUUCAAAGCGCCUGCCGGCACGAGCUACACUUCAAUAGAUUUCGAUGACAGCGGCGAAUUCUUGCUCCUGUCGCGUACCGAUGCUACGAUCCAAUUGUUCAAUACAUGGGCUGGUGCUCAUGCGAAAGAGUUGAAAUCACAGAAAUAUGGCAGUGCACUGGCUCGUUUCACACAUCACAGCACUUCGAUCAUCUACGCCUCAACCACCGUGGACGAUGGCAUUCGAUAUCUCUCAAUGCAUGACAACAGCUUCAUCCGCUACUUCCGCGGCCACACCGAUCGAGUCACCAGCUUGAGCAUGAGUCCGAGCGACGACAAAUUUCUCAGCGCCAGCUUGGACAACACCGUCAAGAUUUGGGAUUGUCGAUCAUCAAACGCACAAGGAUCGUUGAACUUCGAGUCCGCGUGGCUCACGGCCUUUGAUCCAUCUGCGAGUGUUAUUGCCAUUGCGAGCCCGCUCGCGCAGACGGUCAGCCUCUACGACAUGCGCAACUACGAUAAGCUGCCCUUUGCGACUUGGGACCUUCUCGCAACCGAACGUCGAUUGCAGCAGUCGCAUGGACAGACGCCAGGUGCUGGUUGGACCGGUAUGGAGUUCAGCAACAACGGCAAAUUCCUUUUACUUGCCACCAACGGUCCCGGUCACUACAUCCUCGACGCUUUCUCCGGUGACCUCCUUCACUACGCACACCGGCCAAACGGCUCGGACCCGUCACAUUAUGCGCCUGGUGAUGACCUUCCGUCAGCACCUGCUGGAAGCAACGGCAGCUCAGGUAACAUCACGCCAACAUAUAUACAAUCUUCCGCAUGCUUCUCACCAGACGGUCGCUAUGUGGUCGGCGGAAAUGGUACGCAAACUGGACUUUUGGUAUGGGAUGCUAUGGGCCAGGCAACGACCAAGGGUGGUGAAGAAGGAAGCAUAACCGCGCCCAUGACCGACCUGCCGGGCCCACGGCAUGCGAAGGUGGUCGCGUAUAACCCGCGACAUAAUCUACUAGCAAGCGCGGAUCGGGAUGUUGUGAUGUGGCUUCCAGAUCCGGAUAUGAUUUAG
Molecule: messenger RNA, 1128 nt
Organism: Dissoconium aciculare CBS 342.82
Lineage: Eukaryota; Fungi; Ascomycota; Dothideomycetes; Mycosphaerellales; Dissoconiaceae
Product: histone H3 methyltransferase complex and RNA cleavage factor II complex, subunit SWD2
Exons: 1
Coding region: 1-1128 (375 amino acids)
Cellular component (GO): Set1C/COMPASS complex
Molecular function (GO): protein binding; chromatin binding
Source: RefSeq, a predicted model, not a curated record